GCGCCAUUUUGCAUCAUCUGAAAAUCUGUUUGUUUGUGGCACGGCCGCCGUAGCUCGAUAAUACUUUCCUCCUCCCACUAGUCGCUCUCCUCGGUGUCCUGCGGGGGUUUUAAAUGUGCAGAGAGGCCAGGCCAGGUGUGGAGAGGUGGAUAACACGCCCAUGUGGGCGGAAAUAAGUCAGUGGUGCCGGUAAUAGCCCCUGAAACUUAGGCGUGUACACAGACCUCUGCUCCUGAAGGGCGUUUUACGACUACUUCAAGUUUUUCUCUCGGUUAUUUUUGUCUUUUCUAGUUUUUUUUAUAGCAAGGGUAUGAUAAGUUACCUCUAAAGUAUCUUCUGGGAACUGAUCACAUUUGGAGUAAUAUGAGCAGGAUUUCCAUAUCAAGGUGAAACAAGAUGUUUUGGAAGUACAAUUUUGGCUCCUCUGUCCAGAUUGAGACUCUUCUACAAAAAGAAGAUGUUACGCUUUCGGAACUCAUGGAUGAGGAUGAACUCCUCCAAGAAUGUAAAGCACAAAAUAGAAAACUUAUUGACUUUCUGACUCGAGCAGAGAUCCUUGAUGAGUUAGUAUGUUUAGUGGUAAAUGAGCCAGCCAUGGAUGGGGAGUUGCAGAUGCGUUUCAAAUAUGCUAACUUGGCUGCAGAGUUACUAACUGCGGAUGUUCCAGCAAUCAUAGACAAGUUGGUUGCUUCUACAAAUCUUUUAGAUAUCUUGUACAAAUUCCUCAAGAAGGAGAAACCCCUGAAUCCACUGUUGGCAUCAUUUUUCUCCAAAGUUCUGGGCAUGUUGGUACAGAGACGAUCAGAGCAGAACUGGUAUUCCUAUCAGUUCACUUGCUUCCAGGUAUUGGACUUUUUAAAAUCCAAAGGUGAUUUUGUUGAGCUGGCUGUGCAACAUGUGGGGACUUCAGCGAUAAUGGAUUUGAUACUCAGACUUAUCUGUAAUGUGGAGGAGGAUGAGAUCCGUCAAAGUGUUCAUCAGUGGCUGAAUGAGAGUCAGCUAAUAGAACGAAUAGUAGACCGGUUAUCGCCAGAAGCCGACCCAGAAGAACACUCAAGUGCCGACAAUAUUCUCUGUGAAAUUAGCACCUCAUGCCGAGAUGCCAAUAAUGACGCCCAUCCACAAAGUAACCCACUCCUCUUGACCCUUGAAAGUGAAGAAACUAUAAAUAAAUUGCUGGACCUACUCCUUCAUGAAGAACGGAACGAGUCUUCACUGUCACAUGUCAUCAAUAUUUUGCUUACGCUUCUUGCCGCCCGAACACAACAACAAAUGCAGCAACAAGGAUCACAACAAUCAGCGUCCAUAGAAUCUAGCAAUAGUGAUUCGUGUGAAGGAAAGAGAAAUGCUGUUGCGAGAACAAUCGCCAAACGUUUGCCGAGCCUUCACAAUAUUCUCCUACACCCACCAAAGAAAGGGUUAAUACUAACUGCAUAUGGUGAGGAAGUUGAGCCCUUGGGAAGCACUCGUCUACAGGUUGUGACCUUGGUAGCUGCUUUGGUGGCUGCCAAUGAUCCCAUCGUCCACAAUGCCCUUUAUGAACUUAAUACAGUUGAAUAUUUGUUGGACUUAUUUUUCAAGUUUAUGUUGAAUAAUUUCCUACACACACAAGUGGAGCAGUGCCUAACAGCUAUACUGACAAAAGCCCCAAUUGCCUCGUCGCCUCAGGGGGAAACGGACCACCUUUUGCUCACCCAACUUUUUACCGAAUGUCGCAUCAUUGAAAGAGUUAUAUCGGCCUAUGAAGAUCCUUCGGAGCCACAGGAUUGUAAACAGAUCCAUAAUAUCAAAGGCUACAUGGGUCAUCUAAGACAGUUAGCCAACACUAUUGUCCAACAGGCUGAGUUUGGCCCCAACGAGCACCGUAUCAAGCGUCUAAUCCAGGACCUCCCUGCAGAUAAAGCCACACAGUGGGAUGACUUUGUGUCUAAUGCAUUGGCUGAAGUUAACCGUAUAAAUGAGAUUACACCUUUACCGGUUCAGGGGAUGCAUCAUCAUCUUGACACUGAUGACGAUUCCGACGAUGAUUCAAAUUUUUAUCCACAAACCUUUGACAGUCCCCUUGUCAAACAGAGGAACUACAUGCUUAGUGGUAGCUCUUCUGGAAGCGAGCAUGAUUGGGGGUUGGCUUCGGUUGAGGCAGACGAGACAGAUCGGGGCCCACAUGUGUACCAAGAGAGGCAGGAGGAAAGUGAGGAGGAGAACAAGCAACCUGAACAUGUAUUGUGCCAAGAAACUGAAACUUAUCAACUUAUGGCAAGAAACAAGGGUUUUAAAGAAAUGGAUAUGGACGUGAUUGGAGACUUUCGGUAUGCUGAUGAUGAAUUUAAAGAUCCAGAUGACAACCUAAGUGGACCCCUUCAGAGGCUGAGUACACAAGCUCUGGCACUCUCUGGUGCCUCAGGAAUGGGAACUGGUACUACUACAGGUGGUCAGGGAAUUGAAGGAGGAGGAGAAGGUGGGGUUGCUGAAGAUCACGAUUUGUUUGAGGAGAUGUGCGCGCACCGACGUCAAGACAUGAAUGACUUUGACGACAUGUGGAGUGACAAGGAAAAGGAAAUCACUUUCAACCAAGAGUCUGUGCAGUCAGAAAAUGAUAAGGAGAAGGAGACGGAGUCCAGCUCGGAAGACGAAGACGAAGAGGAGUUUACUGGACUCAGAUCAGGAGAAACUAAAAUGGAAGUUGAUCAGGAUGACUGGGCAGAGGUAUUUGACAAACGGUCUAGUGGGGGUCAAAACAGUGGCCCGGAGGAACCUGUAAACCCCUGGCAGUCGGCCCCCAUGUCAGAUACCUCUGACAAUACUGGCUGGGCAGACUUUGGUGGAAAUGUAUUUGGAGGUGCUUCCACUGUGGAUCCAUUUGGACAAAGUCGUAAGCAUAAAAAGGAGACGUUUUCUACAGAUUUCACCAAUGUCUUUGGUCCUGCUAUGGCUCAGCAAGAUAGCUCAAAUUCUGUUUUUGGUGACACUACCACCAACCGAGAGGCCUUCAAAGCAGAUUUCUCUAAUGUGAAUUUUGACUCGGCAUUUGAAUCUAACUGUGAUGACCAGAAGAACACGGUUACCCCGGCAGGUGACCCUCAAAAUAGUAAUUUGGAACCAGCAGAGAGUGAAGAAGAGUCAGGGAAGAGAGAGGAGAAGGACCAAGAUGAUUUAGUAGAUAAUUUCAACUUCCUAUCAUCUCGAGGCCUGCUGAAGAACAGUGAUGAGAGUUCAGGUAGCGAUGAAGCAGGUACGACAGAUCCCGUUGUCAGCAAGAGUGACGCGGUAACGCAAGGCGACCCGAGUCAAGAAGAUGGCAAGACAAUAGCAGAGACGCCAACACAGAGUUAAUAUUUCCCCCAAGGGUGAGGAGUGGGAGGAUCAACUGUAUGAGGAUGUAGGAUAACUGCCUGCCAGCAACACCUCAGGAUUGACAUGCCUGAUAUAUACUUCCAGUCUAAAAAUGCUCUAACCUCAUAGAAACUCUCCAAUGGAAUUGCCUUUAUUUAGGUUUUUGUAUUUGUGAUAAAUGUUGUCUACCACAAAACAACAACAAAUGUUUUCCUUCAAGUUUUUUCAGUGGGCUUAGUGAAGUGUAAUAUUUCUGCUUUACCACAAAAGUUGAUUUUUAACUACUACAAUGUAAACUACAUUUUUGAGAUGAGGGAUGCUAGAAUUCAUUUCCCCGAGCCACAGAUUUUAGAUGUAUUAUGCAGUGUAGAAGAACGUGCCUGGACAAGUUGCACAAGAGAAGGGAAGUUUGCUUCCCUUCCCAUGUCAAGGUAACUUGCCAAAUUAUAUUUAUUUACAUAUUUUAUCCUAAACAGUGUUACUAAUGAAACAAAUGUAGUUAUUAUAUUGGGUUUUGAUAACUAGUAAUUAUACAGGUCUGGAACUGGAUCAAAACGAAUUAUACACGUCCACUCUAGUGAUACAAUUCCUAAUUGUGUUUUUAACAGUACACUCCAUAGUAUUUGCCAGAAAUAUAUGAAUUAAAGUAAUUGUUCCAACAUUGAAUACAGAUAUGAACUAGGUAUUCCAGCUGAUGAAUAUGAGGACAAUGACAUUUGUAUAAAAUUCUUACAGGCCAAACACCUGACAUUUCCAGUCAUGAGUGAGUGAAACUGUUUUAUGAGAUGUAUGUUGGAUGUUGAGAAACUCUGUUCCUGGUCAUGAUUAUUGAGUGUCAACUGCUUUAUAGCAUGAGAAUUUCUCAUUGAAUUUUGUUAUUAGGCUUUACGUGUCACUGUAUCUUUUGUCAUAUACAGUAUUUUUAAAUAACUGUAUUCUGGGUAGUCAGAAUUGACUUGGAAAAAUGAGGACCAGUUUGAUAAAUCCAUUAUAUGGUCUCAAUCUUGAGUUGUUAAGGCUAGUGUGUUAUGAAAUUGUUCAAUGUUAAAUGACAGGCGAUAUACUGCUGAUCAGCCUCGACAAAUUUUAUACAAAUAUUCUUUGUUCAAAAUUAUGUACUUGACCUCUUGAAAUGUCAUUACCAGCAUUUAUAUAUAUAUAUAUAUAUAUAAAUUACCAGGGAACUUUUAAUUUCAGGAUUAGACUUCUCAUUUAUAAAUCAAUACAGAAGCUUUUUCUUGUCAUUAAGUGUUGGUUUAUCAUUCCAGUGAGGAAGUCUUAGCAAAAAUUAUUUGGAGACCCAAUAGUUUUACUUGGAUUAAGUAGGUUAUUAGUUUUAGUGCUCUGCAAUUAAAGCUGGCAUUAAGUGUGUGAAUUUACAAAAGAAAAGCCAAAAAGACAUGAAACGACUCGUCCCUAUCCUCACACCCUUCCACCGGUCUACAGAAAGCUCAUUAAGCUUGUCUGAAUUGCUAUAGUACAAGACAAGUCAUUUUGUAUUACUGGGAAAUUUUUACAUCUGAUAAGUUCAAUGAGGUGCAAAUCUGGACAAAUGUUCAAUGGCAGAUCUUGAAAAUACAGGGAGCAUCAUUCCACUACUGAAACAAAAUGUGUCUUUGGAUUACGUGGCAGAGUUCUCUCUCACUGUUUUAAUAGCCCGUAAUACUGCAAUUUUAUUUGUACUAUUCCAUCUUAAGAUCUUCACAGUGAACUCCCAGUUUUGGCCUUCUAGAUCUGCCCAUUUAGCACUUAUUGUUCAUUAAAAUUGUUGGUUUACCGACCAGUCUGUGAUUAACAGUGAAUACCCUUUGUAGCAUCUCUUUCUGUAGAUACUACAACUACUUUUGAUUUGGUGCUACUGUUUAUUUAUUAAAUAGAUAAAAAUAUGAAUUGUCAUUGUCUGCAUAUGUAGGACAUUGAGUAGGCUCAAGUUACUUUCCAUUAAUAGUAAAAUUGUCUUAACAGUACCUAUAUGGGUUUAUAGAUUGAUUAUAUAUAUAUAUAUAAAUAUAUAUAAAAUUAUAUUGUAUUAAGAGUACAGGUGUUACAACCAGUCCCCUUCUUCCCUCUGCUCUUACUGUGAUGAAAGGCACAGUUCUUAGGUUAAUUCAAGUCAUUAGGACAGUGCUGUUCCCUAUGAAGGAAGACCCUAAUUGUUCCUAGAUAUUAAACCUUUAUCAGGUUGACACUUAUUAUCCAUACUAGAUUACUGAAGAGUCUCCCACAGUUCAGUUGUGUACAGUUAAAUAAGUGAUCAAACCUCCAAGUGAAUAUGCAAUAGAACUAUUGGCCCCCUGACCUCUACAAUUCCAUAAUAACAACCAUUACAACCUAGUUAUAAAUGCUUUGGUGCCAGUGUCCAUUAAUGAAGUAUGCAUGGUGUGGCGAGUUGGUGAGAAUGGCAUUCCAGUCUGUUAAUACCAGUAAACUAUUAGUCUGACUGUGACAUCAUGGAGCUUACCAUGUAUGGUGAGAAGUAAAUUAUAUGAGCUUUUAUGAUAACACUCCUUGGGUGAUAAUGUUACUAUCCUCGUGUAAGAUUGGAAAUGGAGUCAUUAUAUUAUUGGUAUGAUUUUUACAUUAGCAUUCUUACUGAAAGUGCUUUUGUGUGUGUGGAAGCAUAAUGGCAUUGACAGAAAUAAUUAUGCCAUGUAUGAUACCUAGAAAAUGCAUUAUGAUGCUGUAAAUAAAGGAUACCUUUAAUUA
This is a messenger RNA of Procambarus clarkii (red swamp crayfish), 6039 nucleotides long. It is a transcript of the gene fmt, whose product is annotated as phosphatase 6 regulatory subunit 1-like protein fmt. Gene Ontology annotation, cellular component: nucleus; cytosol. The record is from RefSeq and is a predicted model, not a curated record. NCBI's taxonomy places the organism in Eukaryota, Metazoa, Arthropoda, Malacostraca, Decapoda, Cambaridae. Gene Ontology annotation, molecular function: protein phosphatase regulator activity; protein phosphatase binding.